Halichondria panicea is the source of this 3640-nucleotide messenger RNA. RefSeq lists its product as uncharacterized. The transcript is spliced from 28 exons. Bases 194 to 3466 code for a protein of 1090 amino acids. Gene Ontology annotation, molecular function: lipid binding. Lineage: Eukaryota; Metazoa; Porifera; Demospongiae; Suberitida; Halichondriidae. The record is from RefSeq and is a predicted model, not a curated record.
AGAACUUUGCCCCCUUGCGGUCAUGAGAGUUCAAUUUUUGUUUGGUUCCCACUAUUAUUAGUACUAGCACUGCACUGCACUGUAACUGUGGCACCCUAGUAGCACUAGCACUAUCGGCUGAAGGAACUGGACAGCUCAGGCAAGGCUGCAUGACACCUGGAUACAGUUUUCACAACGUAAUUUGGAGAUUGUAAUGAACUCACCGUUGGACAAGGAUAGCCAGAAAAGGCGUCUGUUGUUCAAUCCCCGGGCCCUGGCCGCGCAGAAGACAUUCCGUGCUCGUCAGACUGGCUUUGUGAGGCGACUGUCUCUCUGGUGUAUAACUAUUCUCUCCUUUGUACUAGCUUGGGCCAUUGGACACCUCCAGGUCUCUCCAGUUUUACUAGUGCUUCUCUUGCUGGCCAUGGUGGUGAUCUGGAGGGACCAAGCUGGUAAGAUCCUCCAAUCAGCUCAUCAGGAAACUGAGAUCAAGCUCAGACGACAUAAGACCAUCCAUCAGUCAGAGACGGCUGAGUGGGUUAAUGUGGCUCUCAAUAAGUGGUGGACCACAUGCAGCGACUCUGUGUUGGUCUAUCUUAAAGACUACAUAGAACCUCUUCUGGAGGAGAUAGCACCCGUGGGAGUAGACAGUGUAGAGUUAGUGGAGUGUGACUUGUCUGACCAGACCCCAGUAAUCUCAAAUGUUCAAGUCCUGGACCCUCCCCACAGUACUAAGAAAUCUGACAGUGUCGAUAUUGGAGAGUGUCGUAGAACGAUGCUUGUAAACUUCGACCUUUCCCUUCCAUCUCCCGAUUCCAAGGUUGUACUGCGAGCUCGCUUAGGAGGAAAGAAGUUGGGUUGCAGUACACUGGUGUAUGUGGAAGGCCUUCAUGUCAGUGGGUCCAUUCAUGCUGCUGUAGUAAUUGACAAAGAUGCCCCCUUUCCACACAUUGCCUCAAUCACUGCCACUUUCGUACGCAGACCCAACAUAUGGUUCAAUGUGCGUGUGCUAAAGGGACUGAGAGUGACUGAGAUACCAAUACUAAAGAGCUGGAUUCAUAAUUUCAUUAUGGAUGUUUUCACUACAUUGCUGGUCAACCCUGGAAAGCUCAGUCUUGACUUCAUGUCUACUGCUCCAGUUGGCCACAGCCUACCUGAGUCCAGUAAACGUGCCCUGGGAGUGCUCACUGUCACUGUGCAGGGAUCAACUCCUCCCAAGAACGGACCACACACAGGGGACCCUCGAUUGCGGUGUGCGUUGAGGAUGGGAGAUCAGAAACAUCAGGGGCCAGUUCCCCCUGGAAAGAAGUCUUGGACCAAUACUCACUCAUUCUUUAUCUACAGUCUGCAAGAAGAUGUGCUUGUUGUGAAAAUGAAACUUCGUCGCAUGGUGACUAGUCAGACAUUGUCCUUGCACCCAGUGGGACUAGACUCUAUGAACUUCACAAAUCAGUAUGGGGAAGUCACUCAGAGACACAGAUCAGUAACCUUGUCCAACCCUGAAGCAAUUCUUGCAUUGAAGUUGACGUACACUCCUCUACCUCCUGUGUCACUAUCAACUUUAAAUGGCUUCAAUGCAUCUAACCAAGUAGCUGGAGUGGUGUAUGUUUACAUCCAUUCUGCUGCUGGUUUGCUAUCUGCUGAUGCGGAUGGGCUCAGUGACCCUUACUGUGUUGUAUUAGCCAAUAAGAGGAAGGUUCUAACCACCCACUAUGUGCUGGACAACUUGAACCCCCAGUGGGAGAGGGGAGUAGAGUUUUUCAUAUCGGACCUCUCUCAGACUUCUCUCACGUUCUUAGUCUACGACUGGGACGGCCCCCUAGUCGGAGAUGACCUCCUUGGAGCAACCAAACUUACCCUAACGCAGGAUCGCCCUGAGGUACUGCAAGAGUGUCUUGACCUGAAUAUGGAUGGCGUGACAAGCAAGGAUGGGAUCUCACUAGGCCAGCUCACUGUCUCUGUUGUUUUUAGGCCAGUUGACUCUGUAGCUAAUUGCGAUGUGGACACAUCCAGCUACGAAGCUAGGAGAGUGUCGGAAUUGGAGAAGGCCAUUCUAGCAUCAUACAGCCCAUCACCAGAAGGGAGAAAAUCUAUACUAGAGUCAAACAGAAAGGAGGUAAAGAAAGUGGCGAAGCUAUUGUUGGGUCGUAGGAAGAACAAGUUUUCAUCCAGUGAAGGGGUACUUGAGCUCUCGGUCUUGAGAGGAAGGAACCUUGUACCCAAAGACUCAAAUGGCCUGAGUGACCCCUACAUCGUCGUGAAGUACGGUGGAGCAACUAUGUUCAGGAGCCGUGUUGUGAAGAAGAGUCUUAACCCAGACUGGGACGAAAGUGCCACACUAUCACCACCCUCAACAGAUGAGAUCAUCAAAGUGGAAUGCUGGGACAAGGAUCGUUUCUCCGAUGACUUUAUGGGCUCUAUCCGCUUCACUGAGCAAGACUUGGCGCAGUUCCAGGAUGAUCCUCAGUGGUGCAAGCUACAGCACGUGCCAACCGGAGAGGUGCUCAUUGGAAUGAAGAAGGUGUUGCCAAUGGAUCAAGAUAAUGAGUGGAUGCAGCUGGAUGAGGCAUCAAGACCUUUUGUUGAGGUGCCACUGCUGGAUGAGCAAGGUGUGGGUGGUAAAGUGCUGAUUAAGACAGAAAGCAGUUGCACUGACUCCAGUGGAGACGAGCAGAGCAGUGAGCCACUAAACACUCUGCCUUCAACAGAAUCAGAAAGCACCCAGUCUUUCCCCCUCCCUGCCAACGAUAUAUGUAGCACUCACUCUAUUCCAGUGUCUACCGAUGAUAAGAAAUCUAUCAGACGGCGCCACACACUGACCCAUAGUCAGCGCAUGGAGCUCUCAAGACGAGCAUCGUGGGCUGCUGUGCCCUCCCACGGGUCAGAUGAUCUCACUCAUAAGCACCCACAGCACCUCCCUCGUUAUCCUCAGACCAAGGCUGAUAUUGAGAGGGCUCUGAAAGGAGACACUGGAUCAAUUGGCUCCAAGCGUGGACUCCAAGAUCGAGGGACAGCCAGGGUCAAACAACCCAUGGUUUAUCAUAAUGUUGCUGGUCAGGUCAUUGAGGCUGACGGACUGAAGGGAGAACUAAACCACCUUGAGCUCUACAUCAAAGUGCGGCUGAAUAGCCGUCCCAGUUAUCAGCGUCAGCAACGGUUUGGUCGUGGUCCAGUAGUGCAUAAGACCCGAGUGCUAAGAGGAUCAAGAAAUCCUCAAUGGAAAGAGGACUUUAUGGUGAAGGAGAGUCCUGUUCCCUCUGAUAGUCUGCUCACUUUGGACCUCAAGAGUGGAAGCAAGAUCAAUAUUGGUACUCAAGCAAUCACUCUAGACAAGUUUUUUGAGGGAAAUCUCAAGGCAACCAGGUCAAUGGAUCUUGGGAAUGAUAUGAAGCUUCGUGUCAGACUCACUCGCCAGCCCACCCCUCAGUCAUCGCCUAUGACUGCAUCAAAGUCCGUCAAACACAAACGAUCAAGACAAGUUUCCUAGUUGAGCCAGUUCUAUAUUAUAAAUUAUCUCUUGCAACUAUAGUUUUUAUGACAAUAUAAUUUUUAUGGCACAGUGCUCAGUAUAGCUACGAUUAUAACUAUUGUGAUUUAGGUACGUGUUUGCAGUUGUUGUGUUCGUAUCGUUCUGAUAAAAUAAUAAUGUUCUUCUUUCCAA